Molecule: messenger RNA, 1408 nt
Organism: Aedes albopictus (Asian tiger mosquito)
Lineage: Eukaryota; Metazoa; Arthropoda; Insecta; Diptera; Culicidae
Product: palmitoyltransferase ZDHHC6
Biological process (GO): protein palmitoylation
Cellular component (GO): Golgi apparatus
Molecular function (GO): palmitoyltransferase activity
Source: RefSeq, a predicted model, not a curated record
GCAUCAUCAAAUCGAUUACCUUCAUGACCCUGUACAUGAACGCCAUGUGGUGGCCCCCGAACCGGACCUUCGGUGGCUUCCUGAAUCAAACCGUCUUCCUGAUGCUGUCUGCCAGUACCGGGUUCAACUUUGUGAUGGCUUCCCUGACGGGACCCAAGUUCCUACCACUGCAGUGGCGCCCCAAAAAUCCCGAAGACGAACAAUUCCUACAGUACUGUGCGACGUGCGAGGGCUUCAAGGCUCCACGGUCGCAUCACUGCCGCAAGUGCGAUCGCUGCGUGAUCAAGAUGGAUCACCACUGCCCGUGGAUCAACCACUGCGUCGGCUGGGGUAAUCAUGCGUACUUCACGUGCUUCCUUGCGUUCGCCGUCGUGGGAUGCCUCCACGCAACGGUGAUCCUGUGCGGAUCCUUAUACGCCGGGCUGCACCGCGAUUGGUACGUCUACUACGGGCAGUACUCGAAGGCGACGGUGUACCUGAGUCUGUGGAGUCUAGUCCUAGGGGUGUUCAACGUAGGGCUGGCUAUCGGCGUGGUCAUUGCCGUGGGUAUGCUGCUGUUUUUCCAGGUUCGGGCCAUUGUGAACAAUCGAACCGGGAUCGAGGAUUGGAUCCUGGAGAAGGCCAGGCAUCUGCGGGAGGGAACCGAGGAUAACUUCCAGUAUCCGUACGACUUGGGCAAGUGGAAGAAUAUCCGGCAGGUGGCCAGCUGGACUUGCGCUCCGAUUGGAAAUGGGGUCGAGUGGGCCGUUGCGGAAGGAUGCGAUCAGUUUACGUUGACGCGUGAGCAACUACUACAGAAAUCGGCGAAGCGGGCUCGGACGCGAACUUACACUAUUCUUAAACCGGUCUCAGGAAGUUGGGUCCCUCUGUGGUCUCAGGGAUGUCGUGUUUGCCUUAGUCCUCCUUUGACGGAUGAAGCCCGCAUCAAGUUGGACGUUGGAGAUACAGUACGGGUUACAAGAUGGCGGAAACAUUGGCUCUUUGGCGAGAAGAUAUUCGAUGAACCCGAGGAGCCCAGGAACGGCACCAAAAAAGACAAGAAGAGAAAACAACAGUCUGAACCGCUACCGGAAGCGCACAAGCCACCCCGGAUACGGGGAUGGUUCCCGCGGCAGUGUGCCGUCGAACUAGUCGAAGAUGAAGAUGAGGCUGAGCAGCAGCAGCACUUCAACGAGAAGAAGAAGCAUAAAUAGGUUAGAGAGGCAGAAGGCAAACAAAAUUAUCUUGGGUUGCUUUUGACAAAGUUUUAUGUGUCAUUUGACUACUAUAGCUGCUUCGGUCCAACCGACAAUGAAAGUUUUACGAAGAAGUAUUUUCUGUGUAGGAACACAAAGCGAAGCUCGUACUAAACUGCUAUUCCUUUUUUUACAGUAACGGAAAUAAAUGUGUAGCUAUUUGUCUAAAAUGA